Hemisphaericaspora subhashii is the source of this 1245-nucleotide messenger RNA. RefSeq lists its product as uncharacterized. Gene Ontology annotation, molecular function: protein binding. The record is from RefSeq and is a predicted model, not a curated record. The transcript has a single exon. Bases 1 to 1245 code for a protein of 414 amino acids. Gene Ontology annotation, biological process: positive regulation of SREBP signaling pathway; positive regulation of cellular response to hypoxia; translational termination. Gene Ontology annotation, cellular component: nucleus. Lineage: Eukaryota; Fungi; Ascomycota; Pichiomycetes; Serinales; Debaryomycetaceae.
AUGGCAAAAAGACCUUUAGGACUCGGCAAAGCAGCCAAAGCAAAAAAACAAAAGAAAUCUUCUACUGACCCUAGCACCACCACCACUAGCACCAUUGAUGAACAACCUGAAGCAUCAAAUGAACUCACAGUAGAAUUAUCAGAAGAAGUAGACCCCAAUGAUGAAUUCGCGCAAUUGAAAGCACUUCAUGCCACCUAUGCCAAAUCAGAUAAGGAUAAUCAAUUAGUAUUAAAUGGCAUCAUACAUGAAUGUGAUCGACUUUUAAGAAACACUAAAGAAGAUAUUUCCAAAAUUCCUGAUUAUUUUCAUGCGAUUUAUGCAAUAAGUUUGAGUGAAUUAGCUAGAUUUCAUACUGAUGAGAUUGAUAAGGUGAAGGAAUUCUUUGGGGCUGGGUUGGAAAGAGUUGAAUUAGGAUUGGAGAAGUAUAAGGAUUCAAUUGCGUUGGCAUUUGCAAAAGCGAGGAUAUUACUUAAUCGUUUACCUUUGGAGUUUGUUUCCCAAUUGGAAGUAGACUCCACUGGUGAAGGAUUGGAUAAAUUGUUAGAUGAAGCUUUGGAUGUUUAUGAACAGGGAGAACAAAAGGCUGAUGAAUUAAAGGAAUAUGAUUUAUUUAAUGAAGACAAUUUGGAUUUUUUGAGUGCGUUGGAUGAUUUCUUGGAUAUUGUUGAUAAUUUUGGAAAGGAUAUUAUGGAAGGAGAAGAUGAUGACGAUGAAGAUGAUGAGGAAGAUGAGGUUGAAUUAUCCCCUGAGCAUCCAUUGUAUAAUAUUCGUAAUGAAGACAAAUAUAAUCAAUGGUGGAGAGAUCAUACUGAAACUUAUUUGAAAAAUAUUGAUAAGCAAACAAAGAAAGAAGAAGUUGAAGUAUUAAGACGUGAAGUUUGUAAAAGAUUAGGACAAUCUUAUUUACAAGAAGCUGAAAUUCCAAGUUCAGUAUUUACGACAUUAACAUAUGAUGAAGGAUUUCAAGAUGAAGAAGAAUUACAUGGAUUAACAAAAGAUGAAGCAGGGAAGAUUUCCAAAGAAUUGAUCUCAAAAGCGUUAGAAUACCUCAAACAGGCUGAAGAUAAAGAAGAACCUCAAUCUUGGGUAGAUAUUGCUGAAGCCAUGAUUUCAUUGGGUAAUUUAUAUGAAUUGGAUAGUGAAGAACAAGAAAACUUAUACACUGAAGCUGAAAAGAUCUUAAACAAGGCAAACAAUAUUACCAAUGGAAAAUAUACCGAUGUCUUAGAGAAUUUAUUACAAUAA